AUGUGGCUUUUGGUGAAACACCGAGCGGCCAAUGGCGUCGCCGUUCCUGGCACUAGUGGGCCGGCGCUAUCCCCAGCCGGGACGACUCCACACAUCACCACCAUGGUCUACAUUAGACUUGCUUCCGUCUUUGCGGCGGCCUCGAUGGUCGCCAUGGCCGCUGCUGCUGACGCAGAACCAACGCCAACCAAGAUCAAGAACCCCAUCACCACACCAACAGUCACUGUACCAGCAAGUGCUAUGACUAGCGUCGGAUGCUUUGAGACCGGAACUCCACUCGAGAACCACGGCGAAUACGGUUUCCAGUCGCCUGGCAACUGCCAACUCGUUUGCCUAGAGCAAAAGAAGGACGUUAUGGGUCUAUCCAACGGCAAGGAAUGUUGGUGUGGUGACGAGAUCCCGGCCAAGGAGUGGCAGAUCAAGAACGAGACAUGCGGUACUCCUUGCAGCGGCGACAAAACUUGGGAAUGUGGUGGAAAGAACGUCUUAUGGGUCGUUCUCACAGGAAACACUUUGAACCCAGUCGACUAUUACGAGCCUGAAGUAUCCAGCAGCAGCUCAGUAGCACCAACGUCGUCGUCGUCUGCUGCGGCCACAUCCACCGCCGCUGCCCAAGCAUCAGCCACGCCAUCGUCAGCUCCCAAGGAAGAGGACAGCAAACCAAACACAAUCGCCAUCGCAGUGGGCGUAGUCGUCGGCAUACUCGCCCUUGCCUCGAUCCUGUUCGGUGUAUGGUUUCUACUGCGCCGGAGACGUCAGCACCAAGCUGAAGAAGACUACCGUCGCAACGCCGCCAACGUGAAUGCUUUUGUCAAUGGUGGCAAGCUACACACCAGCAACUCGUCCAUGAACGACUCACGUUUGGAUCCAAGCUUCGUUGACCGGAGGCAGAGCAACGGCAGUAUUGCAGACAAUGAGGACUACUCGAGGCGGAUAUUGAAGAGCUAUAGAGUACCCAACGACAGCGAGGACGAAAUACCUAUUAACGACAGCGAAGAUGACGGCAACGAUGACUUCAUGACAGACGGCCUAGCCAAGUGCCCAAUGUGCAACAAGGCAAUGAAGGCGGAGCUGGUCUACAACCAUUUGGACGUAUGCACUGGGCCUGGAGCUGUGCAGAGGAGCUGCCUGCCCACCGACAACGAUUCAGUUGACGAUAUCAAGCACAUCAGCGACAUCAUCGUCCGCUGUUCUGUCACUGACAGGAUGCUCUUCAACGAGCUGUCUAUCGACGGCACUAGGACGUUUGUCGAAAUAAUAUUCCCAGAGCUAUCUCAGCAUGAAAGCUUCUACAGCGACUUCCGCAAGCACGUCAUACAGUUCCUUCCUUACUACGUUUCAAACCGGGAGAGACAUCCUACUACCUGGCCUUCUGCUGAUGCUGAGAUGAACCAACUAUGGGGCAUGGCGGUAGAAGGUGAGAAGGCUACAGCGCUUCCAGACAAGAUGCCAACCUGGCUAGACUUGGCUAAACACAAUUUCGUAAUUGAUCUCUCACCUCUUUGGUAUCGACUCACGGAGGUAUCCGUCGUGAUGGGGAGGGUGCUCUUUCCAUCUGGAAGCUCUUUCCAAUCUUGA
Molecule: messenger RNA, 1578 nt
Organism: Alternaria atra
Lineage: Eukaryota; Fungi; Ascomycota; Dothideomycetes; Pleosporales; Pleosporaceae
Exons: 5
Coding region: 1-1578 (525 amino acids)
Biological process (GO): DNA repair
Molecular function (GO): DNA binding
Source: RefSeq, a predicted model, not a curated record